GCAGGGCAGAAAUAAGAGACGUAUACCAACUUAUACGUGCGUAAGCAGGACAGUAUAUGACGCAUUGAUUGGUCAGCUGUCAGCAAUUGAAUAGAACUCUCAGAAUAAAAUACAUAACAAUACAUAAUGUUAACGCGAUCGGUGUUAGGUCUGCUGUUAGCAGCUGUGCUGCUGUUAACGCUAGCAGCGGAAUCGCUCGGCCACAGAGAUUGGAUGCAGAACUGCAGCAAUUGCCAUUGCCAUUGGAACUCGGGCAAGAAGAGCGCCGACUGCAAGGGCAAGAAGCUGACAAAGAUUCCGCAGGACAUGAGCAACGAGAUGCAGGUGGUGGACUUCUCACAGAACCAAAUACCCGAGCUGCGACGCGAGGAAUUCCAGGUGGCAGGCCUACAGAAUUUGCAUAAGAUCUACUUGCGCAACUGCACGAUACAAGAGGUGAACCGCGAUGCGUUCAAGGGACUGCCCAUACUGAUCGAGCUGGACCUGUCGAGCAAUCACAUCAAGCACCUGCACCCGAGCACAUUCGAAGGGGUGGAGAAGCUGCGCAUCGUCAACAUCAACAACAACGAGAUCGAAGUUCUCGAAAGCGGCUUGUUUGUCAAUUUGCCCUUUCUGUCGCGCGUCGAGUUCAACAACAACCGCUUGAAGCAGGUGCAGCUGAAUGUGUUUGGGGGUCCGCUGACCUCCAUAUCGCUGGAACAGAAUCAGCUGACGCACUUGAACAAGGAAACGUUCGCCAACCUGCCCAAGUUGACGUACCUCUCGCUGCAGGGCAACGCAUGGAACUGCAGCUGCGAGCUGCAGGAGUUCCGGGACUUUGCCAUAGCCAGACGACUCUUCACACCGCCCACCGACUGCCGGGAGCCGCCUCAGUUGCGGGGCAAGCUGUGGAGCGAGGUGCCGUCGGAGAACUUUGCCUGCCGGCCCCGCAUACUCGGCUCAGUGCGCUCCUUCGUCGAGGCCAACCACGAUAACAUCACGCUGCCCUGCCGCAUCGUCGGCACCCCCCGACCCAACGUCACAUGGAUCUACAACAAGCGGCAACUGAACCCGAAUCCCAACGACCAGCACUUGCGCAUACUGAACUCGGUGGGCGAGCAGGUCAACGGAAAGCAGCCACCUGUCCAGGUGUUGACCUCAGAGCUGCGCAUCUACGGCGUAAGGAACUCGGACAAGGGCGCCUACAUAUGCGUCGCGGACAACCGAGGUGGCAAGGCGGAGGCCGAGUUCCAGCUGCUGGUCAAUGGCGACUAUCUGGGAGCAGCAGCUGCCUCCGACGGCCUGGCCGGCAUCAGUGGAGCCAUCGGCGCCUCAACCAGCGAUCCACAGACGAGCAUCAUCUUAGUGAUCUGUGUGAUAGCGACGACAUUUCUCGUGCUGCUCAUCUGCGCGGUGCUGAUUCUGUUCUGGUACUGUCGUCGGGUGAAGACCUACCAGAAGGACAACACAAUGAUGAGCGGCGAUGGCUUGAUCUCCUGCAAGCUGGACAAAACCCACAACAGCUCGAUGCUGGAAGGUUCUGUGAUCAUGGAGAUGCAGAAGAGUCUGCUCAACGAGGUGAACCCGGUUGAGAAGCCACCGCGACGCACUGAUAUCGAGAGUGUCGAUGGUGGAGACGACGGACACGAGAUCAAGAAGACCCUGCUCGAUGAAACGGCAUACGCCAAUCACACACGCGAUGACGAAACGCACUCGGUGGCGCUGUCAGACACGACGACCACGCCCCGUUCGCGACACGCCUACGUGGACGAUGCGUACGGUAAUAGCUUGCCACCGGACCUGCUGGCCUUUCCGGCCCGUGUGCCACCCACCUCGCCCUCGAUGCAGUCCUCGCAGUCGAACAUACCCGAUCAGGUGAUCUACGGCAUACGCUCCCCACCGCCACCGCUGACCAGUCCCGUCUACGCGCACAUGACGCCCCACGGCAUCUACGGCACCACCACCACCACGAUGGCGGCCCACAACGGCUUCAUGACUCUGCAGCACCCCAAGUCUCGCAAUCUCGCACUCAUCGCCACCGCCAACAGCCGCCACCAACAGCAGCAGCAGCAACACCUGGCCGCGGCACUGCACCAUCAGCCCUCCGGCGCCUCCUCCGCCUCGCCCUUCUUGCCAGCGCCCGUUGUCUACUCGCCGGCCUCCAGUGCCGUCGUGAUGAAGCAGGGCUACAUGACCAUUCCACGCAAGCCGCGCGUGCCCAGCUGGGCGCCGAGCACAUCCAAUGCGGCUGCCGCAGCGGCUGCUGCUGCCGCUGCCGCCGCUCAGCACCAGCUCGGCGAGUUCCAGUCGCCCACUUCGCCGAAUCCCAGCGAAACGGGCACGGCGACCACUGUGGAGCUGCAGGCGGAACCGGUCUACGAUAAUCUGGGACUGCGCACAACGGCGGGCGGCAAUUCGACCUUGAAUUUGCACAAGGCACAGGGUGGCAGCGGGUCACAGGGUGCUCAGCAGCAGCAGCAACAGCAACAGUAUACAAUGCGCGAUCGGCCAUUGCCAGCCACGCCCAGCUUGACAUCGGUGGCCUCGGCCACAGCCAGCAAGAUUUACGAGCCCAUACACGAGCUAAUACAACAGCAAGCACAGCAGCAGCAAGCACAACAACAACAGCAACAACAGCAGCAGCAGCAGCAACAGCAACAACACUUAUACAAUUCGGAUACGGAACCGUUAUAUGGCGGACGGCAUUACGGUAUUACGAUAUUGCCCGGCUCGAGCAUUAGCGGCGCUGGCUUGAACUCGCCUGGUGCUGCUGCGGCAGCUGCGCCAAUGGCUAUGGGAGCGGCGGGGGCGCCUGGGGGCGAUUCGCCAAAAAUGGCAAAGAUACCGCCCAGACCGCCGCCAAAGCCCAAGAAGAAAAUGUCCGUCACGGCGACGCGCAGCGGCCAGGGCAGCACAAGUCAGCUGUUCGAUGACGAGGGCGAAGACGGCACCGAGGUUUAAUUUGGCAUAAAUGAACACACAGACAGAUGCCCCAACACCCUCCCCCACCCCUUUUAACACUCUCUCUCACUCUCUACCCCUGCCCCUCAACUAGAAAGCGAUUCAUUUGAAAUUGCCUUUAGCUCCAGCAAAUUGUAAAGAUGAUCUUAAAAUGGCCGAGAGAGAGAAUUAAACAAAAUGGCCGACAGCAGAGCUUCACUCUUAACAGCGACAGCUGCUCAUUCUGCACUGCUAAGACAGCAUAACUCCACUCUUAACAGCGAUAGCUGCUCAAUCUGCACUGCUAAGACAGCAGAGCUUUACUCUUAGCAGCGAGAGCACUGUUAGAGCCACAAUUGCAGCAGCAGCUGCGCAGCAGAAGAGCCAGACAGCAGCGGGUUGUCCUGCUCUGCCUGCUUGCUUAUUACACACACACUCUCUCCUUCUCUGAUCCACAGCGUGUGGAUCUGUCUAUCGCACGUGCCGCUAAGCGCGUGCCUUGUGUGCCAAACCGACUGAUGUAGAAUUUAGUAAUUAAAGCGAGAAACGAUACGAAACACAAAACACAUACAAACGCAACAGCAAAUCAAAGAAGACGAACAUGUACAGCGCCAGCAGCAGAAGCAGCGACGCCAGCAGCAGCACCGGCGCCAGCAGCAAUAG
Molecule: messenger RNA, 3582 nt
Organism: Drosophila arizonae
Lineage: Eukaryota; Metazoa; Arthropoda; Insecta; Diptera; Drosophilidae
Gene: kek5
Product: leucine-rich repeat, immunoglobulin-like domain-containing kekkon 5 protein
Molecular function (GO): protein binding
Source: RefSeq, a predicted model, not a curated record